Molecule: messenger RNA, 1518 nt
Organism: Hevea brasiliensis (rubber tree)
Lineage: Eukaryota; Viridiplantae; Streptophyta; Magnoliopsida; Malpighiales; Euphorbiaceae
Exons: 1
Coding region: 241-1452 (403 amino acids)
Biological process (GO): regulation of DNA-templated transcription; chloroplast organization
Cellular component (GO): chloroplast
Molecular function (GO): double-stranded DNA binding
Source: RefSeq, a predicted model, not a curated record
CGGAGCGUUUAGACUUUAGACGCGGCCACCGCAGCAAUGCAAUUCAAAAUAUAGAAAUUGAAGAUUUAUUUGGCCCAGAACAGAGACUGUGGCGAGUAAAUGCAAAACCCUCAUAAAUUCUUUCUUCUUCGCAGUUCUGCAGAGCAAAUGUCCGCCUCCUAGACUCGCUUGAUGCUUUACUGUUCAUUGCUCAAAGCCUAAAGCUGAUUCACUUCGUAAAAUUUCGGUGAGUAUCCUUCAAUGUUUGGUUUUCUCGGUUCAAGAUUAGCUUUGAAUAAUUGUGUUUCUCUGUUUGUCUCAAAUGCCCAACUGGGUAUGCUUCCUUUUCACUCAUUAUUCAUAACCCGAUCUUUUUCGUCUUCCACACCUUCUUAUUUGAAUGAGCACUCAUUUAUAGUCUCAUAUCUCGUAAAUUCAUGUGGAUUAACCCUAAAAUCUGCUCUAUCUAUCUCUAAGACUAAGGGGAUAUGUUUUCAAACCCCUGAAAGACCAGAUUCUGUACUUAGGCUUUUCAAGGAACAUGGAUUCACCAAUUCCCAAAUCUCCAAAAUUGUCAAGGGUCGGCCACAGUUGCUUUUAGCCCAACCAGAAAAGACACUCUUGCCCAAAUUUGAGUUUCUGCGUUCUAUAGGGGUUUCAAGAUCAGGACUUUCUAUAAUUGCUAAUAGGAAUCCAGUUUUGUUGAGUCGAAGUAUAGAGCGAUAUCUGAUUCCACUUUAUGAGAUCCUUAAAAGUGUACUUAUAUCUGAUGAGAAAGUAGUUGUGGCACUGAAACGCAUGGGACGAAAUUUUUGUCUGUACAGCUUUCCGAAAAAUUUAUCACUCUUAAGAGGGCUUGGAGUCUCUCAAUCUUCCAUCUCUUACUUGGUGAGCCAAUGUCCGUCACUAAUGUGCCAAGAGGUGGGCAAGUUUGCUGAAGGGGUUAAAAAGGUUGUGAAUCUAGGAUUUGACCCUUCAAAAAUUAAAUUUGCUGAGGCAGUCCUUGUUUUUUAUACAAUGACGCACAAAACAUGGGAACACAAAAUGGAGGUUUACAGGAGGUUGGGUUUGUCUGAAGAUGAGAUUUGUUUGAUUUUCAGAAAGCAUCCCAGAUGCAUGGCUCUGUCUGAGAAGAAAGUCAUGGGUACAAUGGAUUUUCUUGUGUGCAAGAUGGGUUGGCAGCCUGCUGCUGUCACCAGAGUUCCUAACAUUCUUGGUCUUAGUUUGGAGAAGAGGAUUAUGCCUAGAUGUUCAGUUGUAAGAGUUUUGCUUUUGAAGGGUUUGAUCAAAGGAGACGUCUAUUUAUCCUCAGUGUUGCUACCUUCUGAAAAGCUCUUCUUGGAAAGGUUUGUGAUCAAUUAUCAAGAAGAUGUGCCUCAAUUGUUGGAUAUCUAUCAAAGAAAAAUGAGUCUUAUAGAACUUGGGUGUGGCUUUGAUGAUAAAUUGAAGAUUUCUGGGUUAAAAAUGGUCUAGCCUGCAGCAUGUCAAUCUUAAAACCAUUAAUUCCAAUUUGAUGUUGCUUUCUAGUGAUUCCCUUAA